Molecule: messenger RNA, 936 nt
Organism: Paraglomus occultum
Lineage: Eukaryota; Fungi; Glomeromycota; Glomeromycetes; Paraglomerales; Paraglomeraceae
Source: the annotation of a GenBank genome assembly
AUGACUUUGCUACGUUCUGGUUUACUCGGUCGUUCGUACACGCGACCCUUGCGGCUUAUGAUUGCUCGACGAGCAAAAUCAACACAAACUUUCGUGUCAACCGGCUGGCUUGAAGAGAAGCUAAAUGAAGUUGUUCCCGUCGACGGGUCGUGGCAUAUGCCUUGGGAUAAUAGGGAUGCAUACAUGGAGUACUUGCAGAAGCGAAUAGAGGGAGCACGAUUUUUUGGUAUAGAUGAGAUAAAAGACAAAAACUCGAAUCUGCCGCACAUGCUCCCUGAACCUGAAACAUUCGCGGCGGCUGUCGGGGAUUUGGGCAUAACAGAAACGGAUCAUGUCGUAGUGUAUGACACUGCAGGGCUCUUUUCAGCACCAAGAGUCUUUUGGACAUUUAAGGUCUUUGGGCACAAGAAAGUUUCCAUUCUUGAAGGUGGUUUACCGAAAUGGGAAGCAGAGAAGCGUCCGCUUGAAGCGGGAUCAUUGCACAUUACGCCGAAAUCGUACAAAGUGCCAACCGUUAACAAGUCGCUAGUACGUAAUUACCAAGAAAUCAUUGACAAUAUUGAGCAUGGGCCUAAUGCAGAAACCUUCGCGCAAGUCGUUGAUGCACGGCCCGAAGGACGCUAUAAUGGGACAGAACCUGAAGCACGCCCAGGUCUACCAAGUGGACACAUGCCUUUUUCAGCUAACAUCCCCUUUCCCUCAGUCAUUGAUAAAUCUACUGGCGCCCUUCUGGAUUCCGACGCUCUCAAAAAACUUUGCGAAUCUAAGAACAUCGAUCUUAACAAACCCAUCAUAGUGAGUUGUGGUAGUGGCGUUACAGCCACAAUAGUAAUGCUUGCGUUGGAAAAGGCAGGUGCAAAUCAACUUGCUAUCUAUGAUGGAAGUUGGACUGAGUACGCGGCUAAUGAAAAAUCACCCAUUGUUGGGAAGAAGUGA